Molecule: messenger RNA, 1064 nt
Organism: Vombatus ursinus (common wombat)
Lineage: Eukaryota; Metazoa; Chordata; Mammalia; Diprotodontia; Vombatidae
Gene: PRDX1
Product: peroxiredoxin 1
Exons: 6
Coding region: 120-719 (199 amino acids)
Biological process (GO): hydrogen peroxide catabolic process; leukocyte activation; response to oxidative stress
Cellular component (GO): cytosol
Molecular function (GO): thioredoxin peroxidase activity
Source: RefSeq, a predicted model, not a curated record
GCGAGAUCAGAAGCUUAUAAAGGUGGUGCCGGGCAAACCUCCCUCGCCUUCUCUAGUUCCUCUUCACGUGUUCGUGUUUUCUCUGAACUUGUCUGCGGAGCCUAGCUGUUACUGUCAGCAUGGCUGCGGGAAAUGCCAAGAUUGGGUUCCCAGCCCCCGAUUUCAGAGCUACAGCUGUUAUGCCAGAUCGGCAGUUCAAAGACCUCAGCCUUUCCGACUACAAAGGGAAGUACGUUGUGUUGUUCUUCUACCCCUUGGACUUCACCUUUGUGUGCCCCACGGAGAUUAUUGCAUUCAGUGAUCGAGCUGAAGAAUUUAAGAAACUCAACUGCCAAGUAAUUGGUGCUUCUGUGGAUUCACACUUCUGUCACCUUGCCUGGGUCAACACGGUCAAGAAGAAUGGUGGCCUGGGAGCCGUGAAUAUUCCAUUGAUGUCUGACCCCAAACGAACCAUUGCUCAAGAUUAUGGGGUGUUAAAGGCAGACGAGGGAAUUUCAUUCAGGGGUCUCUUUAUCAUUGAUGACAAGGGGGUCCUUCGCCAGAUCACCAUCAAUGAUCUACCCGUGGGCCGCUCUGUAGAUGAAACUCUGCGGCUUGUCCAGGCCUUCCAGUUCACAGACAAGCAUGGUGAAGUGUGCCCUGCUGGCUGGAAACCGGGGAGUGACACCAUCAAGCCUGACGUGCAGGGGAGUAAGGAAUACUUCUCCAAGCAGAACUGAGCUGCUCUCUGCAGCCUCGGACAUUUACACCCCCCCCCCCCCCCCCCAGACUCACUAGCUACUGUCUGCAGGACAAAUGUGCUUGAUCUUCCCCAACCUUCCAACUGUAGAGGGAGCCCAAACAGUGUGGGCUAGCCUGGGCACGUCCCCUCUCCUCAUGGGGCCUGAUUCAUUCAGAUCAUUCCCCACUCCUUCGGAGCAGCAGCCAGCUGGCUGAGCCUGCCAGGUCUCUCUCACUCCUGAUGACCAAGUGCUGUGUUAACAUUGUUUGUACCAUAGUCACUCCUUUGGGCUUGAGCCCAUCUCAUGUUUUGUAGCUCUAUUAAACUUGUCCUAAGAAAAAAA